AUGGACGUGUCCGGUCCUCUGCAAUUAUUUCUUAUAUUCAUUAUUUUUUGUUUAACAGCAAUUUACCUGUUGUUCAAUCGGAAUUAUCAAUACUGGGAGAAACGGGGCGUGCCUUACGAAAAGCCGUUCUUCUUGUUCGGAAGUUUGUCUUUUAUCCUGAGGAAAAGCUUUUGGGACUAUUUCUACGAACUAAGCAAGAGGCAUACGGGUGACUAUGUUGGAAUAUUUUUGGGAUUCAAACCGACCCUUAUGGUACAGACUCCAGAAAUAGCGCGUCGUAUCCUGGUCAAGGACAAUGCCCAUUUCAACAACCGAUACUGUUAUUCUUCGUACGGCGUGGAUCCACUGGGCUCCUUAAAUUUGUUUACAGUAAAGAAUCCGAAAUGGAGCAAUAUCAGACAUGAGCUAUCUCCGAUGUUCACUUCGUUACGACUGAAGACGAUAUGUGAACUGAUGAACGUUAACGCUAAAGAGCUUGUAUUGAAAAUUCAGCGAGAUUACAUUGAUAAUAAUGAAGACGUCAACUUGAAGGAAUUGUUCUCAAUGUACACAUCGGAUACUGUAGGUUAUACAGUAUUUGGUCUCCGCGUGAGUGCACUCAAUGAUCCGUCCUCGCCUCUCUGGUUCAUCACUAACCACAUGGUCAAGUGGGACUUUUGGCGCGGCUUCGAAUUCACAGCCAUCUUCUUUGUUCCUGCACUAGCUCGUUUCUUAAGGUUAAAAUUCUUUUCACAACCGGCCACUGAAUAUAUUAUGAGACUAUUCCGGACCGUUGUCGAUGAACGCAAAAAGACGAACCAGAACACCGAUAAGGACCUUGUUAACCAUUUGCUGAAGCUGAAAGAAAAUUUGAAGCUUGGAGCUGAUAUAAAGCUCGCCGACGAGAUAAUGAUGGCGCAAGCAGCUGUAUUCAUUUUAGGUUCCAUAGAAACAUCAUCAUCAACUCUGUCUUACUGUCUGCACGAGUUAGCGUACCAUCCCGAAGAACAGCAAAAACUGUUUGAGGAAGUGGAUGACGCAAUAAAGGAGACCGGAAAAGAAAUUCUAGACUACGAAAAUUUACAAGAACUCAAAUAUCUAAGCGCUUGCAUUCUGGAAACUUUGCGCAAAUAUCCUCCGGUGCCGCACAUAGAUAGAGUUUGUAACAAAACAUACAAACUAAACGAUGAAUUAACAAUAGAAGAGGAUAUACCGGUGUUCGUGAAUGUACUGGCGAUCCAUCGCAACGAGAAAUACUACCCUGAGCCGGACCAAUGGCGUCCUGAGAGAAUGAUCGGGGUCACUGACAAUGACAAUUUGCAGUAUACGUUCCUGCCCUUCGGAGAUGGGCCACGUUUUUGCAUAGGAAAACGUUACGGUUUGUUGCAAAUGAGGGCCGCCAUUGCCCAGAUGAUUCAUAAAUACAAAUUCGAAGCUGCGGAACCACACAGCACUCCGAGCGACCCGUACAGCGUCAUCCUGUCACCUAAAUCAGGUGGCCGUAUUAAAUUCGUACCGCGAUAAUAAUUAUGUAGCAUUUCAUUUCAGAAAAACGAAAUGUUUUUUAUUAUUAUCACUUAUUAUUUUGAAUCUUUGUAAUAUGAUAACAAGUUUGUAAUAAACUAUAAUCUCAGCAUCGG
Molecule: messenger RNA, 1619 nt
Organism: Bombyx mori (domestic silkworm)
Lineage: Eukaryota; Metazoa; Arthropoda; Insecta; Lepidoptera; Bombycidae
Gene: Cyp332a1
Product: cytochrome P450 CYP332A1
Molecular function (GO): oxidoreductase activity, acting on paired donors, with incorporation or reduction of molecular oxygen; iron ion binding; heme binding
Source: RefSeq, marked provisional